AUUCCAUAGAGUCGCGGGGCUGCUGCUGGGCGCUGCUUGGUCAUUCUAAGCUCUAUGGUGUCACUUUAAACGAAUCGGCUUUUAUUUUGAAAGCUGCAGCAUCCGGAUGACGCCCGUGUUUGCUCUUUAACCCGCGUGUACGUUGCGUUCGCUUGUCCUGCAGUCAAAGAAUUCUGUUUCACAGUAAAUGAUUGAACCGGAUCUACCGCGGCGUUUGUAGGUGAUGUUUACGGUGCAGUAGAGUGUCCUGAAGACUCCAGUCCCUCCUCUUCCUCCUCCUCUUCAUCCAGACCCUUAUAAUGUGGCCCCUCUACACCUAUCAUCACCUGCUAACCUUCCUGCUAACCUUCUUCAGCUAUGUCCUGCUCCACGCGUCUCGAAAGACUUUCAGCAACGUGAAAGUGAGCAUCUCCGCGCAGUGGACGCCGUCAGCGCUGCAGCAGAAUGGCACCGCUUUUACUUUGUCUCCAACGGAGACAUGGGAGGGAAACGCAUUGUUUGCUGACAUGGGGGAGGCCACGCUGUUCUUGGGCGCUCUGGACUCCAUAUUCCUCUUCUCUUAUGCCGUGGGUUUGUACGUCAGUGGCGUGAUUGGAGAUCGGUUCAACCUCCGCUACGUUCUGUCCUUCGGUUUAUGUGGAUCAGCCAUCACGGAAUUCGUUUUUGGCACUUUGACAGAGUGGCUACACUUCUAUAACGUGUAUUUGUACUGCGUCCUGUGGGUGAUUAAUGGACUGCUGCAGUCUACAGUGUGGCCCUGCGUGGUGGCCAUCAUGGGCAACUGGUUUGGGAAAUCCGGCCGAGGCUUUGUGUUUGGACUGUGGAGUGCGUGCGCAUCUGUGGGGAAUAUUCUGGGGGCGUUUCUCGCCUCCAGUGUCUUGAAGUAUGGCUAUGAGUAUGCCUUCCUGGUGACUUCAGUGGUGCAGUUUGCGGGUGGCGUGGUGGUGUUUUUUGGCCUUCUCACAUCACCAAAAGAAAUUGGACUGAACGACUACUUUGAGACAGGUCUGAGACCAGUGACGAGAGACUCAGACAGUCAGCGUCCUCUGAUGAGUGAUGAAGAAGAUGAGCUGACGGAUGAAUACUCCUCCAUACAGCAGCAGGACGAAGAGCCCCAGCCCCAGCCCCAGCCCAGGGCCAUCGGCUUCUUCCAGGCUUUCUGCCUGCCAGGAGUUCUUCCAUAUUCGCUGGCUUACGCGUGUCUGAAGCUGGUCAACUACUCGUUCUUCUUCUGGCUGCCGUUUUAUCUCAGCAAGAACUUCGGCUGGAAGGAGGUUGAAGCCGACCGGCUGUCCGUGUGGUAUGACGUUGGAGGAAUUAUCGGAGGAACGGUGCAAGGCUUGAUCUCCGAUCUUUUGGGAAAACGAGCUCCUGUGUUAGCCAUAAGUUUGCUGCUGGCCAUGGGAUCAUUAGUGGGAUACAGCCACUCGCCUAACAACCAGCUGGUGAACGGAGCCCUUCUAGCAACGACAGGUUUCCUAAUCGGAGGCCCGUCAAACAUGAUUAGUUCAGCGAUCUCUGCAGACCUGGGCCGACAGGAGGCGCUGCACAACAGUCAGCAGGCGUUGGCCACAGUCACGGGAAUAGUGGACGGCACAGGCAGCAUUGGAGCUGCGGGGGGACAGUACCUUGUGUCGCUUAUUGAGAGCAAACUGGGAUGGAUGUGCGUCUUCUAUUUCUUCAUCAUAAUGACGGGAUGCAGUGUGCUCUUCAUCAUUCCUCUUCUAUUCCGAGAAAUCCAGUCUUUGUGCAGAGACAGACAGGCUCGAACACUCCAGCUCUGAACUGCUUCUCUUUGCCGGAACAAUUCAUAUUUAUAAAUGUUUUAUAUACUUGAGUUUACCAAUGUUCUGUUUACAGCGACGGAAGCCUCCGAUUCAGUCUGGGUAAUCUCAUCACAACUGACAAAUCAUCUCCUUUUCCCUGUGUUUAGGAAGAGCUUUGGGCAGUGCAGGGAUUCUUGUAGGAAUUGUCCGGACAAUUGUCCAGCUUUAAUUUAUUUCCCGUUUUAUUUUUAAUUGUUAUUAUUACUAUUAUUAUUAUUUUAGAUCGUCUGAUUUCUGAACACCGCCUCUGAAUGUCGCCUUUAAAGAGGAAAUCUCUGCAUUGCCUUGCUUGUACACUUUUCGUUGUCGUCGAUUUAUUUCUAAAUUCCAGUUUUAUAAUUGUUAAAGAGGGCCGGACCCUCUUGAGUUUAAUGGCAGCCUGAUUAAACGUUGUAUCGAAUGAUCGCUUGAAGUGAAGUAGACUAACAGCGCCGCCAUCUUGAGCAGGGCUGAUUGUAGGAUGACGUGUACAGUUUUUAAUUAACACUUAAUGAACACUCUGCAGCACUUUGUUUUAGGUGUAUAUUAGGAUGUUUAAAUGUAACACUACGGUUUUAAGCUGCACAGCUCUUCCCAAUAUGUGGUCUUGCAUUCCUGUAUAUGAAUAAUAGUGAUGAUAAUAAAUACAGGCAAACAAUCAUGCCUGAUCAGAAGCAUCUGUCAACAAA
Danio rerio (zebrafish) is the source of this 2494-nucleotide messenger RNA. Lineage: Eukaryota; Metazoa; Chordata; Actinopteri; Cypriniformes; Danionidae. The record is from RefSeq and is a predicted model, not a curated record.